Nycticebus coucang (slow loris) is the source of this 894-nucleotide messenger RNA. Its product is annotated as natural killer cells antigen CD94-like. The record is from RefSeq and is a predicted model, not a curated record. Gene Ontology annotation, biological process: positive regulation of natural killer cell mediated cytotoxicity; stimulatory C-type lectin receptor signaling pathway. The transcript has 6 exons. The coding region runs from base 179 to 721 and encodes 180 amino acids. NCBI's taxonomy places the organism in Eukaryota, Metazoa, Chordata, Mammalia, Primates, Lorisidae.
AUGACCAAAGAGCAUCAUUUAAAUACACAAACUUUUCUUUCUCUUUCGAUGUUGAAUUUUUUCGCCGCCAACGUUAGGAUUCCUUAACAUCCAGCUCAGCUCCAAUAAUCUGACCCGGUUCUUCCUGAACAAGCAGACCUCGUAUCUUCUCUGCAGUGACCUUGGUACAUCACUUCUUAUGGCAGUGUUUCAGACAACUCCAUGGAGGUUGAUUUCUGGGACCUUAGGACUAAUAUGCCUUUUGUUGGCGGCUACUUUGGGAAUUUUGUGGAACAAUAUUUCAUUUACUGAACCUCAUAAUGAGUCAACUGUCUCUCCAGGCCCCAAGAAAGAACUCCAAGAAGCCUCUGACUGCUGUUAUUGCCCAGAGAAGUGGGUUGGGUACCGAUGCAACUGUUACUUCAUUUCUACUGAAGUGAAUACUUGGGAAGAAAGUAGGAAGUUCUGUGUUUCUCAGAAUUCCAGUUUGCUUCAGCUGCAAAACAAAGAUGAACUGGCUUUUAUGCCCUCCAAUCAACGCUUUUACUGGAUUGGACUCUCUUACAAUGAAGAACGUGCUGCCUGGUUUUGGGAGGAUGGCUCUUCUUUUUCGCGGGAUUUAUUUCCAUCAAUUAAACCUUCAGAUACAAAGAACUGCAUAUUAUAUAGUGCAACGAAAAGUAGUAUUGAUGAAUCUUGUGAAGACAAAAAUCCUUAUAUCUGUAAACGACAGUUCAUUUAACUGUUUCUUGAGGCAGAGUGGGGACUAAGGAUCCAGGAUUACUAAGAAUGGUACUUUUACCUCAUAUUAUUACUAAUUAUCUAUUUCUUAGCUCUGUAAAAUGCUUCAUACUGUCUUUUCAUAUAAUUUUCAUACAUUUGAAGCCAUGUGUUUUAAAAUUGAUGAAAUUUGUA